ACUGCAGUUUGAUAAGAGAAGUGCUUAUGUGCAUGAGCCAGCUUGUUUGGGGAUAGGCCCAUACCCACCCAUGCCCACCAUCAGAGCUUAGGGUUUCUCUCCCAGAUCUCAUCCUCAACCAAAAGUCAACACCAACUUUCACUAAUCUUUACCCCCUUUUCCUAUCUUCUUGAAUCAGGGUUGUUAGCGGAUUUAUAACUGUUCAAGAUACUUUCAAGUCUUUUUUAUUUUUUCCUUUUCUUGGGUUGGAGGGGGGCAGUAAAAGGGGGCAAAUUUGGGCUGCCAAUGCAAUUUGUUUCAUUGAAAUUGUUAGAAUUUUCGGUGGAUUUUUGUGGGAUACCGAAAAAGUUGAAGCCUUGUUUUGACCUCAUCGAUGUCUUGGGCAGGCCCGGAAGAUGUCUACCUCUCCACUUCUCUUGCUAGUUAUCUUGAUAAGAAACUUCUUGUAUUACUCCGAGAUGGCCGGAAACUAUUAGGGAUUCUUCGUUCCUUUGAUCAAUUCGCUAAUGCUGUCAUAGAAGGGGCAUGUGAGCGUGUUAUUGUUGGUGAUCUGUAUUGCGACAUUCCAUUAGGUCUAUAUGUAAUCCGUGGGGAAAACGUUGUCUUGAUAGGGGAGCUGGACUUGGACAAGGAGGAACUUCCCCCACAUAUGACUCGUGUUUCAGCAGCAGAAAUAAGAAGGGCACAAAAAGCCGAAAGGGAGGCGUCAGAGCUCAAGGGUACCAUGAAAAAGAGGAUGGACUUCCUCGACAUGGAUUGAUGAAGUUUCUUGUGACAUUAACUUCUUAGUUUGCAACGGCACCUGCAAAUACUACCGCGUAUGCAGCAUCACCGGAAACAUUAGUCGUCUGGACGAUUUCUGUCAAAAAUUCACAGUUCUCUGUAGCAUUCACAACCGCAAACAGUAAUUAGCCUUAUGUUGGACGAUUCAAUUUCAUUUUAUGCCUGUGUUGAUGUUAUUGAUCGGGUCAAAGAAGAUCAAGACAAUACAACAAACUGCGAUUAGGUCGUGGAUUCACUGUUGUUCUGAAAGAGAGUCGAAGUAUCUCAGGUUCUUCCGUAUAUUUUGUUCUGGAAGGACUCGGGGUUUCUCUCGUGUUGGCCGAAUGAAUGUAUAGACUGGUAUCGUGGCAUGGCGUAUGAUCCUUUACUCAAGUAACAUCUGAAGCUCUGCUCUCUUCCUUUGUGUAAA
This is a messenger RNA of Sesamum indicum (sesame), 1192 nucleotides long. RefSeq names its product Small nuclear ribonucleoprotein family protein (gene LSM1B). The record is from RefSeq and is a predicted model, not a curated record. Gene Ontology annotation, biological process: deadenylation-dependent decapping of nuclear-transcribed mRNA. NCBI's taxonomy places the organism in Eukaryota, Viridiplantae, Streptophyta, Magnoliopsida, Lamiales, Pedaliaceae. Gene Ontology annotation, molecular function: mRNA binding. Gene Ontology annotation, cellular component: Lsm1-7-Pat1 complex; P-body.